This is a messenger RNA of Coregonus sp. 'balchen', 3268 nucleotides long. Lineage: Eukaryota; Metazoa; Chordata; Actinopteri; Salmoniformes; Salmonidae. The record is from the annotation of a GenBank genome assembly.
AGCCCUUUCCACCUCCUGGGCCAGCAGAUGCAGGACCUCUUGGGCGAUGGAGGGGUCCUGAAGGAAGUGGUCCAACCUGGACAAGGCCCACCAGUGCCAAGAGAUUCAUCUGUGUCAAGUACUGUCUAAAAAUACUCCUAUCUUUAGGUUGCCUUACAAUGUAAGGCAUAUUUAUUGGGACAUAAUGCAAUCUAUUAUAUACACUUGAUAAUAUCCCUUCACAGUUAAUUUCUCAGGAUUUCUGGAGUACUCUGACCGACCAUUUGAGACCACCAGCAACCUGAAGUACCCUCGAAUGAUGAAGCUUGGAAGAGGUAAGAUGUAGCCUACUCUUAGGUAACUGGUUUUCAUAUGUGGCUUCAUAAACAACUAAUAAACACUCCUUAACUUACAGACGUGACUCUGUGUGGCCUGGAGCUGGGUAUUCUGACCAUGAGGAAGGGAGAGUUCUCUCGCUUUCUCUUCCUGCCUGUGUAUGCAUAUGGAGAGAUGGGCUGCCCUCCACUCAUCCCUCCUGUAGCCACUGUGCUCUACGAGGUGCAGGUCCUCGACUUCCUUGACUCAGCCCAAGUGGAUGAGUUCUUCGCAAUGAGUUCGGUGAGGAGACUAGGGGCCUUAUUCAGUCAGGGCUGUAUCAAGGGAUGGGCAAUAUGGCCAUUUGUAUUGAAUGUUUUCUCUAAAUAAGCUUUGUUGUACAAUUAAAGGUCAAAUACACUGCAUUUCAAACAUUCAACAAUAAUCUAAUGGGAGACUUGUAAAAUUAUACCUAGGCUAAAUUUAAGCCUUCCACAACCAUAAGACUCACUAAUAAUGUAAUUAUUUCAUCAAAAUAGUUUUUUUGCAAUAAUCACUGAUCUGGCAUUCAAGUCUUUUGGAUGAAAAUGCCCUUUUUGUUACAAAUUUAACCAGAACCAUGCGUAAUGCACAUUCACUAAUAGCAGGGAUUAUAGAAUAUUAACACAGGUCUCAUAAACAGUCUCUCAAACACAAGCCCACAUGCUAGUGAGUAGCCAGCUAAUCUUUAUAUUUCAAGUUUAGCCAACUUGGAUCAAUUUGCUAGCUAACAAGGUAGCUAGACAGUUUAAUUCUUAUGAACACACCCUUCUGUCCGUUUCUAACUGUUUGAACAGCAUGCUAGCCGGUCCACUUUGUUCAGAUGUUGAAAUCAAGUAGCCUUCCUUAUUUCUCAAAAUGAGAACGAGUUGCCAAUUCCUUAUAUAAUUGUGUUUUAGGCUUAUUGCACAUUAAUAAAACACAGACUAGACAGCUAGUAUAACAGUCUCUGGCAAAAAUUAUGUGCCGCGCACGACAAAUUGAGCAUUCAUUUACCAGAAUCUAUGUUCAUUGAUACUCCUGUUUUAGUAGUGUCUGCUCUGUGCACAAUUUGAGGAGUUGAGAUAUAAAAAGGGUAUUGUUAGAAAGGUUAACUUCUCCUCUAUUACAGUACAAAUAAUGUCUCAGUGUGGUUCGGUGUCCAUGUGACCGAUUUUCUGUUGAACCAAUCCUGAAAUGCAAAUAGUGAGUUGAAAACACUUGUCAGAGAGGAAGAAGGAGACAAGACUAAAAAGACAACAUGAGAACAAGCGGACAUAAACGCUCAUAAAAACAAAACAAAUAAACGUGAUUCUAGCAAUACAGGAAUUUGGAAUAUCGCACAAAAACAUACAUUUGAAUUAAUCAAAUUAAUUUGAUACAUCGCAGAGCCCUAGCUGUAUCUCACGAGUCAGACAAAACUAGUUAGAGUUCCCUCAAGGUUGGUGGUGAUAACCUCUAGGACCAGGGCGUUGUUGUAACAGAGAAUGUCAACCUACCUUAUUAAAUACAGUGGAAGGAGCUGAGAUAUGUUAUGGGGUUGAAUAGAGCCAUUUUCUAAUUGGACUGAAGUUACUAUUUCUGGUCAUGCUUCUCACUACUUCCUGGGGAUUAGUUGUGAUUUUGUUGGCUCCCUCUCCCCAGUUUUUACCUUUCUCUCUCCCUCCAGGAGGAGCAGAACACUGUUCCUCUGUCCAAGCUCUUCAAUGUGGUCGACACAGAGCGCAGCUUUGGCAACCGCUGCUUCAACCAGAGUCGCUUCGAGGACGCCAAAGAUCGCUACAAGCAGGUAGGAUCAAAAUAGUCUUAUGUCAUAAAUGAUAUGUCCUCAAAUGAGCCCCUUGAUUUUAGUUUCAGCAUUAUUUUAUGAUGAAGGAUCACUUCAAGUGUAUGUGAAUGAAUGAGAGCAAUGAUUAUGAUGUUGAAAUUCUGGUUCUCUCUCAUAAGUAUUGAGUUUUUUGUAGAUGUUAUUUUAUACACAGUCAUAAGCUCACUGUCGUGUGUAAUAUUUGACAAGCACACUUGUGUGUAGUGUGUGCACACUUCUGUGUCUGCAUGUAUGUGUGCAUGUGAUAGAAAGAGGUGUAUGACCUUUCCAUGUGUCUGGCCAGGCGUUGACUCUGCUGGGGAAUCGGGAGACGGAGGACAAGGAGAAGAAGAGGAGCAUUGCGGCGGUGCAGCUGCCCAUCUACCUCAACCUGUCCCUGACCCAGCUCCGCCUGGACAGGCCUCUGAAAGCCCUGAAGUACGGCCACAAGGCCCUGGAGAUAGACCCCACCAACACCAAGGCCCUCUUCCGCUGUGGUCAGGUCAGGUCAGACCCUCAGGGUGGGGGAAGUCAUAUUCUUGUCAAUAAGCUGGGUUCAUGUGUGUGUGCCUACAGUAUAUGUGAUUGUUUUUGGCAUCAUAGUUUGUGCUAUGGAUAUUAAAUAUAGGUGAGCUGACAGGGAUCUGACACCAGACAUAAAUGUUCUUUAUAAAAAACUUUUACAGGUGGUGCAUUUACUAGGACCAUAUGUUUUAUGAAGAUUUACCCAUUAAUAGCGUCUUUUAAAAUAAUUCUAAAGCAUACAUCUUCCCAUUUUCACACAUUUGAGUUUUGCAUGUUUGGUGAUGGCUCACUUGUGGAAAGAAUCGCAGUCACACAUGUUUUAACCAGAGCGUUUUCCUCAGGCCUAUUUGGAGUUGUUUGACUAUGAGAAAGCCCAGGAUUACCUCACAAUGGCUCAGGCCAACAAACCAUUCGACAUCGACAUCAAUAAUCUCCUGAGGAAGCUUGCCAUGUAAGAUAAUAUUUCUGACAUUCAUUGUUUAUUCAUAGACGUUCAUUCUUUAUUUCCCUAGUGACACAUUGUUUCAACUAAAUUAUUGUUACUUGUGCAGACGCUACAAGGACUAUUUGGACAAAGAGAAAGAGCUGUGCUCCAAGAUGUGUGCAGACUUUGUGAAGAAGUGA